CGCGCUGCUCGAGAUUCUUCUGCAUCUGCGAGGAAACAUGCGAAGACUAUUUUUGUUAUUAUCAUGUGCGAUGGUCACGAGAAAACACGCCGCUCGCCCGUGACCCGCCCGGCCGCUUCGGAGGAUGUCCAGCAGCGCGGCGGAACCGGACGCAGGCGUGAGUAAAGUUAAAGUGAAGCGGCAGAUCAGGAGCAUCGUGGAGGAUCUGGAGAACAUCUUAGGAGACCUGAAGGAUGUGGCGAAGGAGCUGAAAGAGGUGGUUCAGGAGAUCGACUGUCUGACGUCUGAUCUUCAUCUGGAAGAGGAGCAGACGGACAGCUCCAAGACGGACACACUUAACAGCAGCUCCAGCAGCACCACCACCACCACCACGGCCUCCAGCAUUAAGAUCUACCCAGAGGAGACGCUGUUCAGACCUGCGUCGCUUCCUCCAUCAGUGCUGACCGUCCUGAAGAGACCCAACCCUCCACCGCCUCCACCCCGCAGCGCUCCAUCUCGAUCUGAGGAGCUCAACGGAGCACUGGUGCUCAGCCGUGAGAAGGGUCACACCGGCCGCUGUCCUCAGACCACACGGGAGCGCGUGCGGUUCAGCGAGAAGGUCCAGUAUCACGGCUACUGCCCGGACUGUGACCUGCAGUACGACAUGAACAACACGGAUUUGCACUUACACACCGAGCUGCUGGAUAGCAAGCCCAGUCCUGUCCAUCAGUGCCCAGAGAAUGGCGGACUCGCGUUUCCAGCGCAAAAACCACAGAAGACCAUUCUACGCAAGUCCACCAGUACGACCGUUUGAUGCAGACUGAGCUGUUUUUGCACUUUAUAGUUUCCUUUUGUUUGGAGCACUGGAUCCUGAAGGAGGAGAAACACUGAUGCAUCUCUGGAGAUGUCGAGCGUGUCUGCAGGUCUCGUGCUCUGAUCAUCUCCAUCUGGUCACGUGGGCUUCAGCGAGCGCUCCUGAUUGUGACAGACGGAGCCGCAGGCUGCAGAUAAAGCGGAUUCUACUGAACAUCACAUCGGUGCUCUUCACAGCCGGGCCGCAGGGAGCAGCGCUGGAGAACUGUGUUUAACAGCGUCACCCCUUCAGCAGGAGCCAGAGAUGGCUGAUGUGAUGCUGCUGCUAGCCAAGCAGCCGGAACACAGAGUAAUGCGGAUCGGUCCAGCGCUGCCAGAACACAGAGCAUCAUGAGUUUGUAGAGUCCUUCUAUAUGUUUUUGUACAGAAAAUGCUAUUUUUGAUAUUUUCUAAGAUGAUUUUAAAGAUGUCACGCACUAU
Messenger RNA from Danio aesculapii, 1272 nucleotides. RefSeq names its product proline rich 16 (gene prr16). The record is from RefSeq and is a predicted model, not a curated record. Bases 125 to 793 code for a protein of 222 amino acids. NCBI's taxonomy places the organism in Eukaryota, Metazoa, Chordata, Actinopteri, Cypriniformes, Danionidae. Gene Ontology annotation, biological process: positive regulation of cell size; positive regulation of translation. The transcript is spliced from 3 exons.